AUGGGCCAGUGUCUCUGCUGCACCACGGUGGAUCAGUCAGGAGUGGCUGUACUAGAGACAUGUGGGAAGUUCAGCGGCACGGCUGGUCCCGGAUGCCACUGUAUACUGCCAUGGACAUACAAGGCAGCAUCAAUCUCAUUGCGACUGUAUGAACACCGAAUCACAAUACACUCUAAAACAAAAGACAACGUGUUUGUGCGGCUACAGCUCACAGUGCAGGUGCAGGCGAUCCCAGACAGUGUGGAGGCGGCCUUCUACAGCGUAGAGAAUCCGCUGCAGAUCAUCACAAGUUAUGUGGAGAACUCCGUUGAGGCGAAGAUCCCGCUCUACAACCUUGAUGCCCUAUUUAUUGAACGUGGUACCAUCUCGCAGCAGCUGAAGAAUGAGACGGACUCUGUGAUGCAGAGUUACGGUUGGGACAUCGUCUCUGCGCUCAUCACAGAGAUAGACCCUGGCCAGAGCAUCACGGAGUCCAUUAACAGUAUUCAGAAGUACCAGCGACUGCGGGUUGCCGUCGUGGAUGAGGCAGAGACAGACAAAAUGCGACGCGUGCGGGCGGCGGAGGCGUUGUGUGAGUCACGCCGGCUUGCGGGUGAGGGGCUUGCGGAGCAGCGAAAGGCAAUCGUUGCUGGACUGCGUAAGUCUGUGGAGUUAAUGCAGCAGAAUGUACAAGGGCUCAACCACGAUGAUGUGCUGAAUCUGCUGCUGAUGAAUCAGUACUAUGACACCUUGAAGAGUUUGGCGGAGGGCAGCAGGAGCAAUCUACUCUUUAUUGAUGGAGCGGGUGGACUGGACUCCCUCGCAAGGGAGCUGCGCACAGGCUUAACAGGCAGCAUGAAGUGA
Messenger RNA from Trypanosoma theileri, 843 nucleotides. RefSeq names its product hypersensitive-induced response protein 1-like. The record is from RefSeq and is a predicted model, not a curated record. Bases 1 to 843 code for a protein of 280 amino acids. NCBI's taxonomy places the organism in Eukaryota, Euglenozoa, Kinetoplastea, Trypanosomatida, Trypanosomatidae. The transcript has a single exon.